GGCAGAAAAGAACUCGACGCCGACGGCUCCGACCGCUCCCCGCUAACUCUUCACACUCUCUCUAAAGUCCUCAUGGCUCCCACCGAAGACGCCAAGGCUGCGGCCGCCGAGCCGACGCCCGCCACUACCACUGCUCCGACUGAGGAGGUUACUGCUUCCCCCGCUACGACGCGCUCGCCUUCGGCUCGUAAGGCCAAGACGGCCGCCGCUGCCAAGAAGGACGAACCCGUCGCUAAGGAAGCCCCUAAGGCUAAGAAGCCGAAGGCCAAGAAGGCCCCGGCGGCUAAGAAUGCUGGCGAAAGCGGCCCUUCUUACUUUGAGUUGAUUGUGGACGCCAUCAAGGAGCUUAAGGAGCGCAACGGCUCGUCCCGUCAGGCCAUCUCCAAGAUCGUGGAGAACAAGAAGGACAACUAUGCUAGCCACCACCUGAACAAGGCUCUGCGUACAGCUGUUGAUGCCGGCAAGUUCAUUCAGAUCAAGGGCUCGUACAAGCUCUCGCCCGAGCUGCGCAAACCCGCUGCCUCCACGAAGAGGAGCCUCAAGGUGUCUGACAAGUCGGCCAAGACUGUCAAGAAGGUUGGUAAGGUGGCCAAGAAGUCGCCUACGGCGAAGAAGACGGCGGCCAAGAAGGUUGCUGCUAAGAAGGUGGCGGCCAAGAAGGCCCCGGCCAAGAAGACGACGGCUAAGAAGUCGCCUACCGCUAAGAAGGCUGCUGCCAAGAAGACGGUCACCAAGAAGGCGGCCCCGAAGAAGGCUGCGGCCAAGAAGUCGGCCCCUAAGAAGGCUACUGCCAAGACUACUAAGAAGACGGUCAAGAAGACGGCCAAGAAGUAAAGUGCCUCUCUGACUCACUGUGCUAUAAUUCAAGGUCGGUGAUUUAUUACGGGUUGGGGACUGUUUUAGCUACGCCACGACGUCAAAGGACCCGCCCUUCCCUCUAUCCCUCGGUGUUUUUUAACACCACCCUUUGUACUUCAGAAAUUGUCCCUGUAUCCCACCGAAAACAUGACGGAGCCUGAAGUAGCAAGAAGAUGUCACCAUAAAUAACGUUUGAGCAACUU
This is a messenger RNA of Phytophthora infestans T30-4, 1061 nucleotides long. RefSeq names its product histone H1, putative. Gene Ontology annotation, cellular component: nucleosome. Gene Ontology annotation, molecular function: DNA binding; structural constituent of chromatin. The record is from RefSeq and is a predicted model, not a curated record. Gene Ontology annotation, biological process: nucleosome assembly. The transcript has a single exon. NCBI's taxonomy places the organism in Eukaryota, Oomycota, Peronosporomycetes, Peronosporales, Peronosporaceae. The coding region runs from base 73 to 834 and encodes 253 amino acids.